AUGGCGAAGGGCACCGUGAAGCGCAAGGCGACGCCGUCGUCGCUGCGGAAGAAGAAGGCGCAGCAGCGCAUUCGAAAGCAAAUCCGGUCGAAGUUGCAGAAGAAAAAGCCGAACUGGAAGACGGCCCUGGCGAAGGUGUACACGCGCGGCAAAGACAAGGGCGGUAAGGACAAGGCGACGGCGACCCGAAAACGGAGCCGUCGUGAGGCUGACGACACAGAGGAGAACACCUUCAACUUUAAGCGCGACGGCGAGGAUGAAGACGGCGAGGUGCAGAGUGACGUGGACGAGGAGAAGGAGGAGCGCAUGAACCAAAUUGACCCCUUAGAGACCCAACUCUUCCUUAAAAAUCUGCCGCUCGACACCAACGAGGAGGAACUCAUGACAUACUUCAAGACUCAUUUUGCCCCCGUGAAGCGAGUGCUGCUUGUGCGCAACCGGGCGAGCAAGACUCUCUCCGGCACCGGCUUCGUGCACUGCAAAACGGCAGAGCUGGCGACGAAGAUUUUUGAGUACGCGCAGCAGAACGCACGCGAGGUGUCGGCGACCGGCCGCGAGGAGAUGAAGGCGAAGACAGAGGGAAUUUCGCACCACCAGGCGAAACGCAUGCUGCACAAGAUGCGCACCGACAGCUUCAUUGUACGCGACCCCUUCCUAGAGAUGCGCGGCACGAAGUUUACGGUGCUGCGCGUGCUGUCGAGAAGCGACACGCAGGAGGCGGUGAGUGCGCAACAGAAGAAGAAGAAGCGUACGAAGGUGGCCGCGGACGACCCGCGCAACCUGUACCUCCUUCAGGAAGGUCUCAUCCUGCCAGACUCGCCCGCCGCGAAGGGCUUGCACCCACGCUACCUGAAAAUGAUCGAGGACGACUACGCGGCGCGCAAGCAGCAGCUUACGAAUAGCAACUACUUUGUGAGUAAGACUCGCAUGAGUGUGCGCAACCUGCCGCGCACCAUGUCAGAAAACGACAUGCGCCGCCUCUUCGCGGAACAGGCGCGUCUAUACCUCAAGAAGCACCCCGACGAUACGGAGAAAGGCAAGUGGGGUAAGUACGGUCCGAUCCGCAACGUCAAGCUGCUGAAGGAUACGGCGGGUGUGUCGCGUGGGUACGGUUUUAUUGAGUUUGUCAACCACAACGUGGCCCUCCACACGUUGCGCGUGCUCAACAACAAUCCGACCAUCUUUGGCGAUCAGCGGCGCUUAAUGGUUUCGUUCGCGAUUGAAAACACGAACGCGGUGCAGAAGCUGCAGCGCAUGAAGGAGCUGAAAAAGCAGCGAAUGAUACGCGGACCGAGGGCCGGUACUGCCCCCAGGGCGAAGAAAGAGUAG
This is a messenger RNA of Leptomonas pyrrhocoris, 1329 nucleotides long. Its product is annotated as putative RNA-binding protein. Lineage: Eukaryota; Euglenozoa; Kinetoplastea; Trypanosomatida; Trypanosomatidae. Bases 1 to 1329 code for a protein of 442 amino acids. Gene Ontology annotation, molecular function: RNA binding. The transcript has a single exon. The record is from RefSeq and is a predicted model, not a curated record.